Sitodiplosis mosellana (orange wheat blossom midge) is the source of this 594-nucleotide messenger RNA. It is a transcript of the gene RpII18, whose product is annotated as DNA-directed RNA polymerases I, II, and III subunit RPABC2. Gene Ontology annotation, molecular function: DNA binding; DNA-directed RNA polymerase activity. The record is from RefSeq and is a predicted model, not a curated record. Gene Ontology annotation, cellular component: nucleus; RNA polymerase I complex; RNA polymerase II, core complex. Gene Ontology annotation, biological process: DNA-templated transcription. NCBI's taxonomy places the organism in Eukaryota, Metazoa, Arthropoda, Insecta, Diptera, Cecidomyiidae. The transcript has 3 exons. Bases 149 to 544 code for a protein of 131 amino acids.
UUUCGAACAUUAGUUUGUGUUAUGACGUUCUGAGUCUUGGUUCGCUGUGAAAGAGAGUAAAUUUUUUUGGAUAUUUAGCGGAAAAAAACAGUCGAAAAGCUGAAAAAAACUUUAUUAAAUCCAGUUGUUAAUUGAUUUUACUUGAACCAUGGAUGACGGUGAUUAUGAUAACGAUGAUGUUGGUGGUGAUGAUUUCGAUGAUGUUGAAGACGACGAUAACAUUGAUGACUUGAAUCAGGAAGAAGAAGCGGAAAACUUUGAAAUCAUCGCACCCGGACAACAAGGCGGCGGUGUACCAAAAAACAAACGCAUUACCACACGAUACAUGACCAAAUACGAACGAGCUCGUGUGUUGGGAACGCGUGCUCUACAAAUUGCCAUGUGUGCACCAAUCAUGGUUGAACUGGAAAACGAAACCGAUCCACUCCAAAUCGCAAUGAAAGAACUGAAACAACGUAAAAUUCCAAUCAUCAUUCGUCGAUACUUGCCCGAUCACUCGUACGAAGAUUGGAGCAUUGAUGAACUUAUUAUUAUUGAUACCUAAACGUAAAUUUUAAUUCUUAUUUUCUAAAUAAACGAAACAAAACAUACAAA